AUGCGCCACUUCGACACCUGGGUCAUUCGAGACCCCUAUUCAAUCUGGCAUUACUAUUCCACCGGUCAACGAUGGCAAGACACCGUCCAAUCCCUAAUUCAGGAACGCAAGAUCUGCUCACCAACCAUGACCAAUGAGCCCCCGAUCAAUCCCAAACAACCCAUGAACUCUCAAAUCACCAGCUCUCUCCAUCGCCUCCCACCAGAAGUUCGUCAAAUGAUAUGGACCUACGUCUUCGGCUCAAACACAAUCCACCUCGUAACAAUCAAAAACAAACUCCGACAUGUCCGCUGUCCCGAAGAGAAUCCCUCUCUCCCUCAACACCGCCACUGCUGUCCUUUAACACCAGCCCGGUGGCGUAUCUACGACGGCCGAGUGCCAGGCCACUCAGAUCGACUACUAUACCCACACACCCACGAUCUUCUGCCAGAAAACCUAAGCAACAGCCACUCAGCCCUACUCCGUAGCUGCCAAGCCAUCUACGCCGAAGCAUCAGAUCUACUCUACCGAAACGCCACGUUCGACGUGGACGAUCUACAUACAUUCAUUGCUUUCACACAAAGCAUCGGAAAAAGGCAUCUAGCUUCCAUCAGACGUCUGACUGUGCAAUGGAUGCCAGUGUGGCAACCACUUUCCGGCCAAGAUCACAAAGGCUCCAUUUACGCGCAUACCCACAGCGAUGCACUGUGGAUCCAAUUCUGGGAUAUAGUAGCGCAAUUGCCGAACCUGUCCGAACUCAAAUUAAGUAUUGAUUUGGGCCGGUUCACGGGUAUGGUCUCGGGGGGUGGGGUGGUGGUUGUUGCGGGUGGACAGCAGCGAAUUCCGCUCAUUCUUACUGAGCCGUGGUUAUUGCCAUUGUUGAAGGUUCGGGGGUUGCAGGGGUUUGAGAUGGCAGUUACGGCGCGGUGUGAUCCUGCGGCGAAGGGGGUCCUGGAAGGGGAUCUGGUCAGGGAUGCGGCGUUGCUGAGGGAUCAGUUGAGGUGUGUGAUGUGUUCACCUGUUGGUAUGCCAUUGGAAGAGAUUGAGGGAUUGGGAUUGAAAGAUUUUGCGGGGGCUUUGGAGGCAUUGAGAGAGGUUCCGAUCAGGAAGAGGCAGCUAGCUAUUACUGCUUGA
This is a messenger RNA of Penicillium pulvis, 1113 nucleotides long. RefSeq lists its product as uncharacterized. Bases 1 to 1113 code for a protein of 370 amino acids. The transcript has a single exon. NCBI's taxonomy places the organism in Eukaryota, Fungi, Ascomycota, Eurotiomycetes, Eurotiales, Aspergillaceae. The record is from RefSeq and is a predicted model, not a curated record.